Messenger RNA from Cherax quadricarinatus, 947 nucleotides. RefSeq lists its product as uncharacterized. NCBI's taxonomy places the organism in Eukaryota, Metazoa, Arthropoda, Malacostraca, Decapoda, Parastacidae. The record is from RefSeq and is a predicted model, not a curated record.
AUGUCCACAGACUCCACUCUGGGAGACAAGGCAUUAUCCCUCAGCACUACCAAGAUAUUUAGAUUCAAGACUAUUCUCAUAGGUCUGAUAUACUUCUCUUUCGGAGUCUUCCUGUACCAGACAAUCCGGUGGGCUGUUGAAAAGCGGGUGCCAAGUGCUUUAAUAACCACCUCCAGUAACACUGGCAGACGUGUGGAUGGUGCAGAUUACCAGGCUGCCUCCUUACUUCACACCUUGAAUACAAUGCCUGAGGUGGCAGUGGAGGCAGUACUUCUGAGCGAGAAGGGGUCAGAGGUAUGGGUGAGGCAGCCUCCAUGUCUCCCUGUAUAUCUAGGUCACCUCAAUCUCUUUCAUCAGCAUCAACCUCAAGACGAUAGCUCUAAUCUCCAUCAUUCAGCAGUAAGCUCUGUUAUGUGAGUUUGGGUGGAGGUCAAGCAUCCUGAACUUCUAUUGCCCUCCUCAUUGACUUCAUGGAGUAGUAACUGCAGCCUCUUGCCAACAAGGCUAUGCCCACUCCAUCACUCCUAACUCCACUACACCUCAGCCAGACCACCUCACCUCACCUACCUCCAUUACACCUUGGCUAGACCACCUCUUACCUCACCUACCUCCACUACACUUCGGCCAGACCGUCAGACCCACAUUAUACAAGGUAACAGUCAUUUCGGAGCAAAAGAGAUUCUAACAGAAUACACUAAAGCCUAUAAAUUGGAAAAAAAAUGGUUAUUAUACAGAAUUCCCAGAAAGUGCUGAAUCCAUAUGGUUCACUCAGCUAUGUUCUCCUGUAUUAUUAUUAUAAUCAUGGGGGAAGUGCUGAACACACAGGACACACUGAAGUUAAAUCCAAGAAAGGUGAGCUGUAACAUCAUUAAAUCUUCAUACUCAGUAUUUCACAUAUUUCCUAUGAGGAAUAAAAUAUUUUAUCACCUUUUAUACUUGGUAUUUUA